Paramecium octaurelia is the source of this 1651-nucleotide messenger RNA. The record is from the annotation of a GenBank genome assembly. NCBI's taxonomy places the organism in Eukaryota, Ciliophora, Oligohymenophorea, Peniculida, Parameciidae.
AUGCAACCCUCUCAAUAUUCUAAAGAUGAUUACCUCAAUUAAUAUGGCCACAAACUCUUAACAAAGACUUAAAAUAUUCAUAUGAAAACUUGCGAAGUCAAAAUCCCAACAAGGAGAAAUAGCAUGAUUGAUUCAUAUAAUUUAACUAAUGACACAGAUGGAAUUAAAAAAUAAAAUAUAGAUAAGAAUAGAUCAUGCAGCAAUCUACAAAAUUUUUACUAAGAGUUCAGUAGUUCAGUCAAAUAAUAGUAAAACUCUCCACUCUCUGUGCUUAAUAAGAAAUCUUCAUUAAUUAUGCUUAGAGUUGAAGAUAGAUUAAUGAACUUUAAGUUUGCUAAAGACAAUGAUCAGAAAAUUAAUACAUCUACAAUAGCCAAAAUGAAAUACUUUUGUUAAGAUAACUAAUUCUUUGAUUUCUAUAGUUGUACUGAUCUUUUACUUCUUAAGUAUCUUAUUUAUUUACUUCUUGAAGAAAUCAAUUCAUUUAAUUAAAACCAAACUGAGUAAUAACCUAUGCAUUCUUAAAAAAAGCCUAUUAUAGUUGAUGAGCUAAAAAGCAAUAAACAUAGAAAUUCUAUAGAAAUCUUAGGCAAAUAAAUCAAUAAGAUGCAAAAAUUAAUUGGAGAUAAAUUAUCUUUGCCUAAUUAUGAAAUGUUCUCAACACCUUAAUCCAAAAUUAAGAAAAGUGAACUUAUAUAUCAACCAUCCAGUAACACUUAGAAACUAGAAUCUGAUUAUAAUUAAACCUCACUUAACUCUUAAUAAAUGAUCUAAUUCUAAAUUGAUGAAUUGAAAAUAAAAAAUCAAACUAUCACAAAAUAAACUUCUAGGAUUAAUAGUCUAGAAUUAGAACUUAAAUUACUCAAUAAUUAAAUAUCUGAAACUGAUCUGAAUUUAUAAAUCUCACAAAAAACUCUAACAGUUAAAGAUCAAGAAGUAAUUUAAUAUCCCAUAAGAUUAGCUCAAGGAUAUUAUAAAGAAAAAUGAAAAAUUAAUUGAAACAACUAAUUAAGCAAUUAAAGAAAAAGAUGAAUUCUAAGAAUACUAUAAGGCAGCAAAGAAUGAUUAUGAGUUACUAAGAACCAAGUUUAACGAUUUGUAAAUUAAGUUAAAUGAAAUGUAAAAUUUAUAGAUUUAAUUUAGAUAAAAGAGUAAUCAAAGUAUCUUAAAGGAAAGUUCUAUAUAGAAAAAAUAAUUAACCGACUCUGUUCAAUCAUCCUAAUAGUAAAUGAAAAAGGAAGAAUAGAAAUUAUAAAAAGAGUUGCUAGAUAAAAAUAAACUCAUAGUAAAUAUAAAUUGAAUAAACUAGAGAUAAUUGUCUGAGGAUGGUAAGAUCUUAGGGUAAUACUUAAAAGAUAUCUCUUAUAAAAUAUAAUAGAUCCCUCCUGAUUAAAUUCCUUAAAAUCUGUAAUCACUUUAAAGAGAAUUGUGCUUGAAUGAAUGUAUAGUAAACACUAAAUUAAAUAAUAUGCAUCUUGCUUAGAUUGAUCUAGUGAAAUUUAACAAAUCUAACAACCAAGAGAAAAAACCUAGAAAAUAUAUGAAUUGUCAUAAUUAAUUGAUAGAUUAAAUGAAAUCAUUUUAAGUUCAAUCUGAUCUUGUGGCAAUGAUGUUGGUCUAAAGUGAGAUAAUUGAGAAGUUUAUUAGUUGA